This is a messenger RNA of Solea senegalensis (Senegalese sole), 5406 nucleotides long. It is a transcript of the gene lzts3b, whose product is annotated as leucine zipper, putative tumor suppressor family member 3b. Gene Ontology annotation, cellular component: dendritic spine. Gene Ontology annotation, biological process: regulation of dendritic spine morphogenesis. Lineage: Eukaryota; Metazoa; Chordata; Actinopteri; Pleuronectiformes; Soleidae. The coding region runs from base 396 to 3413 and encodes 1005 amino acids. The transcript is spliced from 9 exons. The record is from RefSeq and is a predicted model, not a curated record.
GACUCCAUCAUCAGCAUCCGACGCUGACAGCGGUCGAAGACACAGCAUCCCUAAUAUAACCGAGCCGCGGUAACGUCGCAGGAUAAUUCCGAGCCGGGCCGAGCAGCGCCGACGUUGCCGCUGCUGCUACCGCUGCUGCUGCUGCUGAUGAUGAUGAUGAUGCUGAUGCUGAUGCUGUCUUGUGACAAUAUGGUUUACUGAAGCUGCCAUCUUACAAGCCGCCGAGCUGCAACAUAGUGAGUAGCCUUUGAUGAUGGAUCGCCAGGAUGCUACAAUCGUGUGUGUGCCCCCACUACCUGCAUUAGGUUGUGAUGACCCACACUACUUCCAAAUGUAUCUGUGACCUUCCCCAAUCCUGACUCCUAACCUCUAAUCCCUGACCUUUGACCCCCACUAUGGGCAGUGUUGGCAGUGGGGUGGCAGGAGAGCAGGAGUUUGCCAUGAAGUCUGUGGGCACAAGGACCACCCUGCCCCGUGCCCCUCCUCUCUCUCGCCGUUGCCCUGCCGACCGCAGCUGCAGCGCAGAACGGCUCCCGCGCCCCCCGGCAACUAUAUCAGACGGGACGGCUUCUAGUGAUGAACGAGGGAGUGUUAGUGUCGGGACUGGGACCUGUACCGGGACUGACCGACCCACCGAAACAGCCUCCUCCACCAACACUGAAUGUACCAUGGCUGCCCCGUCCAACAACAACCAGUUGGAGUGUGGCAAUGGAGCAGGCAGGAGGGAGUGGGAAAGGCAGCGUGAGAGGGGGAGAGACAGGGACCGGGACCGAGACUGGGAUCGAGAGAGGUUAGAGCGAGAGCGAGAAAGGGAGAGGAACCGGGAAAGGGAAAGAGAACGAAUUGAAAGGGAGCGGGAGCGAGAGAGGGAAAGGGAGAGGGAAAGAGAGAGGGAGAGGCUGGAGAACGAGAGGUUGGAGAGAGAAAGAGAGAGGGAAAUGCAGGCCGCAGCCCUCGAUGUUUGUGGCAACAUCGUGGGCCGAGGAGUGAACGAGAAGAACGGCAUCGGCAUGAACCCACACCAGCACAGAGAGAUGGCUGCCGCCAGAACUGACAGUGAGAACAAUCCAGGCAGCCAUAACCCUCCAAACCAUAACCCGCCCAAGAUCCUGCCAGUGUCAGGAAAACUAGAGCAGGCAAUGCAGAACAACUCAGGCCUUGUCCGUCCCUCUGCCUUCAAGCCGGUGGUUCCCAAGAGCUUCCACUCCAUGCAGAACCUGGUGGGCCAGGCCGGAGGAGCUGGGAGUGAGGGCAAGACUGAGUCGAGGAGUGAAGGGUUCAGUGAGAGCAGAGGAGGCAGGAGAGGCAGGGAUGGAGGAGGAGGAGAAUCAGGAGAGGUGCCAGAGGCCCUGCUCCUGGACCAGGACAGUCCGGUGAGGGUCAGCAGAAGUGAGGGUGGAGGGAAUGGGAAUGAAGUGGUUCAGGGAGGGAUGUCUGAUUCAGGUAGAAACUCCCUGACUAGCCUGCCCACCUACACAGGCUCGGGGUCUGGUUGUGGGCCCCCAGCUGUCCUGGGGCCUCUCAGUGCUUCCACCAGCCACAUCAAUAGGUUGGGCAUGGCUGGGGCAGCUGCAGGCCUAGACAAGCUGGAAAAGCCUGGCUAUCAGAAUGGGCUCAGCACCUCAGACAGUGGCCGGUCCUCCUCGGGAAAGAGCUCCUCAUCCUAUCAGAGGCUGAGCCACCUGAGUGAUGCCCCAGCACCUCUGCGCCCCUCCCCCUCCUCUGAUGACAUCAUACAGGACCUUGAGGACCGCUUGUGGGAGAAAGAGCAAGAGGUGCAGCAUAUGCGCAGAAACUUGGACCAAAGUGAAGCAGCGAUCAUUCAGGUGUUUGAGGAGAAGCAGCGUGUCUGGGAGCGGCAGAUGGAUGAGCUGAGACAGAAUUAUGCCUCGCGUCUGCAGCAGGUUACACGACGUGCUCAGCGCUCCCAGACUGCCCUGCAGGCCCAGAUAACCCGUCUGUCCCAGGACAAGAGGAGGCUCCAGGAGGAGAUAGCAGCUCUGUUGGCCCAGAGAGAGGAGCUGGAGAGAAAGUGUCUGGAUUACAGGAAGGAGCAGGCUGACAUCUUACCUCGUCUGGAGGAGACUAAAUGGGAGGUGUGUCAGAAGGCUGGAGAGAUCUCGCUCCUGAAACAGCAGUUGAGGGAGAGUCAGGCUGAAGUGACGCAGCGAGCCGGAGAGAUGGUGGCCCUGAGAGGGCAGCUGAAGGAGCUCAAUGCUCAGCUGAGGGAGCGCGAGGAAGCCAUGCUGGGCCUGAAGGACUCCUACAGCACCAAGAGUCUGGAGCUGGAGAAGUGUGAGGUGGAGCUGAGGAGGACUCUCUCUGAGGUGUCCAUCCUCAGAGAAAAGCUGGGUGUGUUCGAGGCAGAGGUGCUCAGUUUAAAGCGGGCUCUGAAUGAAGUGAGCAGAGGAGCAGAGGUUGUUGUGAGCCCUAACUUAGCUGCGGCUGGACUUUUGCCACCAUGGGGAGUUGUCCACUGCCCACGGAACCCCACUGAGUCGUCAGCCAACUCCCUCACCCCCACCGCUGACACCCUGCUGAGUCUUCAGAGUGAUGAAGCCAAAGCCCAAAGGCAGGAAGCUCAGAGACAGGAGAGGCAGCAGCGUGAAGAAGCCCAGUGGCGCGAUGCACAGCAGAGGCAAGAUGCCCACAUGCAGCAGGACAUCCAAAUGCGUCAGGACGCUCAAAUUCGGCCCGAGGCUCAACUUCGCCAGGAAGCCCAGCUUCGUCAGGAGGCUCACCUCCGCCAUGAAGCCCAAAUCCGACAAGAGGCCCAAAUACGCCAAGAAGCACAUCUGCGUCAAGAGGCACAGCUCCGCCAUGAAGCCCAAAUGCGCCAAGAGGCCCAACUACGUCACGAGGCCCAACUCUGCCAGGAGGCGCAACUGCGUCAGGAUGCCCAUCAGCCACAGCGGGGGCAGGAGGGUCACUGGGAUGAAGCAGGGGAGCUGCGCAGACAGCUAGAGCAGCUUCAGGCCGCGUUACGCCUGGAGCGGCAACAAAGGGAGCGUCAGGCCCUCAACUUUGACCAGGAGCGACACACUUGGCAGGAUGAGAAGGAACGGGUUUUAAAAUACCAGGCCCAGCUGCAGCUCAGCUAUGUGGAAACGCUGCAGAAGAACCAGGCUUUGGAGAAACGUAUGAGCCAGUUGGGAGCCAAACCAAACACAACCUCCACCACCACCACAAUUACAACUACCACCACCACUUCCCCGACCUCCUCCAGUUCUCCACCUCCACUUCCAGCCCUUUCACCUCUGUCCCCUCAGUCUCUACCUUCUAUUUCUGGCCCUAUUGCACUCACCCUUUCCCCACCUUGUGAAGACCAGAAGGGCUCUCCUUCUCUCCACCAGCUUGCCCCUCCUUGGGCGGGGCCCACUCGCCUGGAGAGGAUAGAGUCCACUGAGAUUUAGUGACACUUUCAUGAAAUGGUCACAAGAUGUCCAGUUAUGGCGAGUUCUCACACACAAAACCACUUUAGCGUACAGUUCAAAAAAAUAAUAACAAUAAUAAUAAUAAUAAUUUCAGUCUACAAUAGAAUAAAUCAGUACAGUCUGACAUACUUUUCAAAGCAACUAUAGACACUCAACAGCAACAAAGGCUAACUGUAAGAUCCAGCAUUAUUAGAAACGAACCGAUUUUCCGAAGCAGCCUUUUUCUUACUAGUUGCACACAAUUUAGUCAUUAUACAAUAACUGUUUAUGAAAAGUGUGCCAUACUGAUGGAUAGCAGAGAAAAAAUAAAAUAAUGACAAUGUUAAACAGCACUAAUACAGGGGUCACCGAAUGCCCAGUACUAGAAAAGGACCAAGACAAUCAGGGAUAUUGUCAGAAAUGAUCAACAAGAAUAUCAUGCUGUAUUUAUUCAUUGUAAGUCUGUGUCACUGGUAAUGUAAAAGUAGAAAUAGUGGUCAGAGUGCGUGAUGUUAACUUGCAUUUUUGGCCAGAGAGCGCCUUACUCCAUUCAUUAAUCCCAGCAUGUAUAAUAGAGUAACUAAUGCUGGGAAUAGAUGGGGAAAAAAAAAAAAUCAGAAGUAGAGUUAUUAUUUUGAGUGCUUUAGUAAUCAUAUCAGAAAAACCAGUUACACAACAACAUAACACAUGGCUGGACUUUUUCCAUUCAAAUCCCAGCAGAUGUUGACAUCAAGGUCACACAGACUGAUUCUUGACUCAUUUUAAAGUCCUUUCAUGCACAGGGUCCAACAUGCAUGACCCAUUUAAACACAUUAUUAAGACCAAGAGAGUUUAUAUUUUGUACAAAUUGAAUUAAAUAGAUAUGUUUAGUAGUAGAUAAUCAGCCCUGAGAGGAACCAGGUUUGCUCUAAACUGCAGCUUGCCUGCCGUGACUAAAUAUGGACACUAGAGGUCGUUAGAGAGCUUUCACGGCACCCCCAACACAACUGAACUGCAAAGGAGGGUGUGAACGCAGGCACACAAUUUGAAUUUGAGUAUUAUGACGAUUGUGUCACUCUGUGCACUCAUGGGCCAAGAACGCAGUCAGUCCGCCCCAAAGUUGAAAUCUUUUAUAGAAUGUAUGAUACACUAGAAAGAAAUGAAUAUAAUAGUUAUAGAUUGUAAAUGUGUGGACGAGCGAGUGUACUGUGUGCAAGGAGAUGUGUGCAUGUGUGUAUACAUAUUAAAAGUUUCAGCGUAUGAGAUUUGAGGACAGAGGGAAUAGUGGCAAUACAGCAAGUGAAGAUAUAUCGAGAUCAGAGGGAUUUUUCUUUUAACCACAGGUUUUUGGAAGUCUGACAUAAGAGCAGUGAGACUGAGGGGAGUCUGUAUAUCCUGGAAAACUCUUACUUUCUUCUGUAUAGUUUGUUUUAGAAAAAGCAGAUGAAAAGGGACGCGAUGAAUAAAAUUAAAUCUGAGGGGAAAAAAACAUAAACGGGAGGCAUUCAGGCUAACUGCACUACAUAGUAUCCUACACACAAGUUGUGAUGUACAGUCGACUCAGAUGUGAAUAUCAUGGCUUUUAUAAGUGUUGUUUAUGCCAGCAUACAAAGAUGUUGCUCAAGACUAUUAACUUAUCUCUAAGGUAUUACAUAGUAUUAUCAUCUUUAUUACUGUUAUUAUAUUAAUGGUGAACUGACAGAGAAAAUAUGUGCCAUUUGAGCUUUCCUUUAUGUGUUUUUUUUGUUUUGUUUUGUUUUUUUUAACAGUGUAUAGAUAGCCUAUUGGCCUAUCAUAAUGGUGCGAUCAUAGCAAAACUGUCCAAAAAAUGAUGUUCCUUUUGAUGUAGGUGAUAAAUGUAGUUGCAGUAAUGCAUUGUUGAGAGAACAAAAAUACUACCAGUUUUAUACAUAUUCCAAUUUUAUCGUUUGCAUUUAUGUUAGUAGUACUGUUCUGGCUUGAUUAAAACCACCCCCUUUGUAAAAUUAAGAACUAAUAAAGAUAUGUGAAUAUU